UCCCCUGUCUCCCGGGUCUCUUGAGGAGCCCAGGAAGGAGGCUCGGGUAGUGCCGCCGGGCCACGGGCUGCCGCGACCGGAUUGCAGCCGUUGUUAGCGGGUCAUGUCGGCCGCCCAGGGCUGGGACAGGAACCGCCGGAGGGGAGGAGGCGCCGCAGGCGGUGGCGGCGGCGGCGGCGGAGGUAGCGGGGCUGGCGGGGGCAGUGGGGGCAGCGGGGGUCGGGGGACCGGCCAGCUCAACCGCUUCGUGCAACUCUCCGGGCGGCCGCACCUGCCAGGCCACAGACCUCCACCAGCACGAAGCGGACAUCGUUGUGUGGCAGAUAAUACCAAUCUAUAUGUGUUUGGAGGUUAUAACCCAGAUUAUGAUGAAUCAGGAGGGCCAGAUAAUGAAGACUAUCCUCUCUUCAGGGAGCUUUGGAGGUAUCAUUUUGCUACAGGAGUAUGGCACCAGAUGGGCACAGAUGGCUACAUGCCCCGAGAAUUGGCAUCUAUGUCACUUGUGCUGCAUGGAAACAACCUGUUGGUGUUUGGAGGAACAGGCAUCCCAUUUGGUGAGAGCAACGGCAAUGACGUCCAUGUCUGUAACGUGAAGUAUAAGAGAUGGGCUUUACUCAGCUGUCGGGGGAAGAAACCCAGUCGUAUAUAUGGACAGGCCAUGGCUAUCAUCAAUGGCUCCCUUUAUGUCUUUGGAGGGACAACUGGCUAUAUUUACAGCACAGACCUGCACAAAUUAGAUCUCAAUACCAGAGAGUGGACACAACUGAAACCAAACAACCUAUCCUGUGAUCUACCAGAAGAGAGAUACAGACAUGAAAUUGCACAUGAUGGGCAGAGGAUUUACAUCUUGGGAGGUGGUACUUCUUGGACAGCUUAUUCCUUAAAUAAGAUUCAUGCAUAUAACCUUGAAACGAAUGCAUGGGAGGAAAUUGCAACAAAACCCCAUGAAAAAAUAGGUUUUCCUGCAGCCCGAAGAUGUCACAGUUGUGUUCAGAUAAAAAAUGAUGUGUUUAUUUGCGGGGGCUAUAAUGGAGAAGUGAUCCUGGGAGAUAUCUGGAAGCUGAAUCUGCAGACUUUUCAAUGGGUAAAGCUCCCAGCUACCAUGCCAGAGCCAGUUUAUUUUCACUGUGCAGCUGUUACACCAGCUGGUUGCAUGUACAUUCAUGGAGGAGUGGUGAACAUCCACGAAAAUAAACGGACUGGGUCGUUGUUUAAGAUCUGGCUGGUGGUUCCUAGCCUGCUGGAACUGGCGUGGGAGAAGCUGCUUGCGGCCUUCCCCAACCUAGCAAACCUCUCCCGGACACAGCUUCUGCACCUUGGACUCACACAGGGACUCAUCGAGCGCUUGAAAUGAGGAUUUCUGGACUGUUCAUUGAUACUGGAAAUGUUAAUUUAAAGAGACUCCUUUAUUUAUGGGCAGUGUAGAAUGUGCUACAGAGAGGAUUGGUUACCCUGAUCAAGGCCUUAUUCAGAAAAUACAUCAGAUGCCUUUCUGUAAAUUGUUUUAAGUUUAUGGAAUCUCACUUUCCCUCGUGCUUUUUUCUUUGCUUCUCUCCCUUCUGCCCCAGUACACACACACAUACUCACAUACUCCCUCUUCCUUGAUGGAGUUGAGGGAAAGUCUGAAAGUACCUUAAUAAUGUUAUGAAUCAAGAUAAGAUAAAGAAAAUUUUAAAGGAACUCUAAACAUAUGACCCUGUCAGGCAGUGCUCUAUAAAUUAAAGCAACAUCAUCAAUAGAAACAAAAAUUAAAUUAAAAAAAUUAAAUCCAGCAACAACAACAGGAAGUUUUGGGGAUAGAACAAGAAGGCUAACCUUGAGACUCUUGCAGAUUAUAGGGAAAGCUAGAUGUUUAACUUCCUGUUUUCAAAGGUACAUCUAAUUGAGCAGCUGGAUCUAAUGGCAGCGGUGGUUGAUGUCUUGCUGCCUAGGUGCCCAAACCGAUCCUUUGACUUUAGAGAAAAGUCCAGCAGCUCAGCAGUUCUUGAUUAGUGAUUUCUUUUCUCAUCCUUAUGGUGCCAGCAGUGGUUAGAGUUGACUUGUCUAAAGACUUUAUUGUGUGUUAUAGUUGUGCUGUUUGUUGUUGCUCUUAGAAAUUAUGGCACCAAGAACAUUUUAAAUCAAGAAAUUUAUGGUGGUCAAAGUUCUUCGUUCUGGGCAGUUUUGAAAUUCUCCUAUGCUUAUUAAUCGUUUCAAGUAUCUUUUUUACUUCAUUGUGGGGGAUUGCAGACCCUAAGUGUGUGGCAUAAAUGCUGUGGGACAUAAAUGUAAGUUCAUGAGAGGCCGGAGUAGAGCAGGGCAGGGAGGGCUUCUGCUCUGGGCUGUGAGCUUUGACUGUCAUAUUGGCCAUUUCCUUUCAGAACUGUUUCUUUUUUUUUUUUUCUUUAUUGGAGUAUAAUUGCUUUACAAUGGUGUGUUAGUUUCUGCUUUAUAACAAAGUGAAUCCGUUAUACAUAUACAUAUGUUCCCAUAUCUCUUCCAGAACUGUUUCUUUUCUCACUCUGGGCCAUGCACCUACUGUAUUCUCAGGCAAUGGGUUUUAUCUCUAGAAAGCCAGUUGGCCCUUGAUUUUUCUCUUAGCUUUUUGCCUCAUUUUCUGUCUGCUUUAAUGUGCAUGGUGCUGUGAGUAAUUGCCUAGUAACUGGAUAAAAGGUCUUGGGGAAAAGCCACAGGUCAUUCUUCCUGAAGGACUAAGUAUCAUUUUUAAAACUAGCAUGAGGAAGGAAUGAAACUGAGGAUCAUUCACUUUUUGGUGUGAAAUUUUAGUUCUGGUUUGUUUUGUGUUGUAUUUUAAUUCUAAAAAAGAAAUGACCUAAAUUUUUACUUGCUUUGCCAUCAGGCUGCUAGAGUGGUCACUGAGACAUGAGCAGUUGGAAGUCCUUCGGUGUAUGAAAGGUGCUAAAGGUGUGCAAGAGGGCACAGUGCUGAUCAUUCUGUUGGUUACGUCAUAACAGGAGACUCAGAGGGGAGACUAGGGACAUGUUUUUGCUUUAAGUGCCUCUUUUUCGCUUAGCUUUUAAAAUUAUUCUUCUUCUUCCUUCGUCCCAGAAGGGAAUCUCUUAGGCUCAGUGUGAAUUUAAAAUCACCUUUGACUUAUGGCUAAAAAGUUACCAUCUAGUGUUCAGUUCUGGGGAAGAGAAAAAUGUGGCCUCUAGACUUGGACUCCUAACCUCCAGGCCUUAUUAUAACCUCCCAUCCAUGUGGGGUUGAGUUCAUAGAGCCUGUGUUCUGCAAGGUCUCGUAACAACCUUUCAUCUGUGAGUUUGGGUCCUUUUGGGGGAGUGAGGGGGUAGGAGGGAGGCAGGGAAAGGAGCAACUACUCCAGAGGCCCCGCCCCCCUCUUGCCAUGACCAGUCUGGCCUUUAACUUCUUACCACUCACUGCUAGGCUUGUUCCAGUGAGGAGCUCUCUCCAGAGCAGGUCAGUCUGAGCAGCUCCAUUAGUUCAAAACAAAGCUUUGCUGCAUGACUCCAAUCUAGUCUCUGGAUGUUUGGGCGGAAACUAUCCAUAAUUAAACAAGUCACACUACCCAGGGUGGCAAAAGGAUAUUUGUCCUGGAUUUUUUUUUUUUUAACAUCUUUAUUGGAGUAUAAUUGCUUUACAAUGGUGUGUUAGUUUCUGCUUUAUAACAAAGUGAAUCAGCUAUACAUAUACAU
Balaenoptera musculus (blue whale) is the source of this 3656-nucleotide messenger RNA. RefSeq names its product kelch domain containing 10 (gene KLHDC10). NCBI's taxonomy places the organism in Eukaryota, Metazoa, Chordata, Mammalia, Artiodactyla, Balaenopteridae. Gene Ontology annotation, biological process: positive regulation of stress-activated MAPK cascade. The record is from RefSeq and is a predicted model, not a curated record. Gene Ontology annotation, molecular function: protein binding. The transcript is spliced from 9 exons. The coding region runs from base 104 to 1354 and encodes 416 amino acids.